Molecule: messenger RNA, 2457 nt
Organism: Lasiodiplodia theobromae
Lineage: Eukaryota; Fungi; Ascomycota; Dothideomycetes; Botryosphaeriales; Botryosphaeriaceae
Exons: 4
Coding region: 1-2457 (818 amino acids)
Source: RefSeq, a predicted model, not a curated record
AUGGAUGAAACAAAGUCCAACAAACUUGCCGAGUUUACAGCCUUGGCGCAUUUGCUGUCUCUCCGCAACGACGGGGCCAUCGACCCACCUUCGUUCGACGAUUCGGAAGAUGCAGAAUACGUUUGCGAAAGCGAGACUGAGGCAUCGAAUUCAACAGUGUGUCCUGGGCUCCUCUCCUCUUUCGGCGAUGAAAGCAUCCUUAGGCGGUUCCUCGACCGAUUGUCGGAAAUAUUGGCAGUAGAAAAAGGUGGUCGAUUUGUCGCUGCUGCUGUGUUACGAGAGAGCGAAAAGGAGGAGUCCGUGGAAAUCUGGGUGGCUCGGAAUUCGGCUUUCCGCGCCGAGGAUCGUGAGCUGUUGACGACCAUUGAGAAAAAAUGGACCGCCAUUGCAAAGGGCGGAGCAGCCUACCGCAAGGAGGUCUUGCGGCUCUUUCAAAGCAACCGAAGAGUGAUCAACAAUGCACUCUCGAAAGCCCAGAGCGCAGACUCUGAGUUAUGCAGUGUUCUCCAGCAGAUUGCCGUUGAAUUGACCGACCGCGCCCCGAGCUCGAGCAAAGGCAGCGAAGACGAAAGGUUGGAUCGGCUUGUGCGCAUGGCCUUCCAAGUGCGGAAGCUAGCCAGGUCCAAGGAAGACCUGGUGGCCCUUCUGGCAGACCCGAAACUGGCAGAAAGAAUCCAUACGGAACUGUGCUUUCUGGGUCGCGUGCGGGCGGCCUACGAGACUUUCAUCACGGUGCUAUCAACCGUGUGGCAUGAAUACGAAGUGCGGAUAAGCCCAGUCGAUAUACCGCAGCCUAUCAAGCUUCCAGGUCGCCGGCUCAGCCUUGGUGAUACGUUCGGCCUUCUCGGCUUACCUCUGGACGACAAGACUUUGAAGAUGUACAUCAAUCGGAAAAGGUACACGCAGCAACAAGCAGUGAAGGAUUUUAACAAGCUUCAAGCGCAGAAAGGAGGCAUCCAUGCUGAAAUCCAACUGGCAUUUCAUUUGCAGAAACACAACAUUUAUGACCACUUGGCAUACAUUGGAAGUAGCAAGUUGAACUGCUUCCUUUGUGGCCAAUUCCUAUCUGUUUCUGGGGGUUUUGGGAGUCAUAGCGAGGAAAAGAUAUGGAAAACCAUUGAAACCAUCGAGGAAAGCAUGAAAAAGCAGUUGCUCUUGCCGAUUGCCAAGGGCAAGAAUUUCAAAGCGGAGUCCACCAUUGGCUUGACAGAAGCUUACAGUACUUCCGGCCACUUUCAUCAGCCCGACUUUCUCAAUGACCCUACGGUGCAGAGGUUCCUGAGAAAUCGAGACGAGGAGAUUCGGCAACAGCAACUGGCAGGGCUUUUCCUACCCCAGCAAACAACAGACGGAGAUGAGGACUAUUCGGGCCUGGAUCAUGGCCGCCCUCUCACCACGGCAGACUACCUUGUUCUAGAUGUUAUCGGCGGCAGGUUUCCAGAAGAUCCAGACGUCCUGAGCGACUUCGGUUUCAACAACCUCAUGACGCCGGACUGGUCCAAGCUUCUGGGUCUCUACCAGGGUCUUUUUAACUACCACCACAUUUCCCCCGAAGAAGUCCAUGAGUGGCAGCAAUCCGGGUGUCUGGUCGACCGUAUUCAGGAAACCUUCUCGAAGAUCCCAGAGGAAGCCCGAGGCGGCUACUUUCCCUGGUUCAUGGAGAACCAUCAUAGAAUUUUCGGAUCUCAAUCGUCAUCGAGAGAAGACCUACGUCAGAAAUACCUGGACAACGUGAGCAUGUACCUGGAACCUCAAGACCGGGGGAAGUCCCUAGAGCAGUUCGAACCUCAGAGCAAGCGAGAUGCCCUUAUAUUCUUCGCCAUUCUCGGGCAAAGCUCUCAUCCAAGUCCCGACCUCUUAAUGUACUUUGAUUUCGGCUUCUGCGUCUGUCGUAGCAUGUAUAUGGAGCGGCAUCUUGCUGCUCUUUAUGUACAGCUUCUAUUCGGCACCACUCUUCGCGACCAGUGGUUGUCAGUGGUGCGGAACAAAAUGAAUCUUACAUCGAGCCCUCCGCUGUGUACCUUCACGGAGUUCUGGAAAGCGUUUCGCGAUGGCCGCCUGAUCCAGCUGAUGGACGCCAGAGGGUUGAGGUCCGAGAGAGAAAAUUUCCCCCAUCUGGACUCUGUGCUGGGCCGCAAGGCUGGUGAGCCAUUGCCAAACGUCUGGAGCUUGCAGGCCUUCCUGAACGACGACAAUGCAACUGUUGCUCCGGAUUGCAUACUGUUUCAAUACGGAUUCAUUGGCUGCGCGAAUUCUGUCGAUCUUGCAGCGCUGAAGGACUUUUACCGGAAGGUUCUAGAGCAUGCGGAUGCUCUGGAUUUGGAAAGGGCUUCAAUGGAGCAGCGGCUACUGGAUUUUGUGAGAUCUUACGUUGACGUAAGCGCGAACGUUAGGAAGCUGCUUGAAAAGUCUUUUCAGCUGCGCUUGUCUUUCGCCAGCUCUACAGAUCAGCAUUAA